ACUUGAUACGGCGUCGUUUCGUUAAUCUUCCCUUAGUCCACUCCAGCCAUUCGUUUAACCCGACCAGACCCGGCCAGUCAACAGAUAGAACAGAACCAUCUUUAAACCCUAAAAAUUGUCCGAUCUCAAUCUGAAAAUCUCUUCCGAUGGCGUCUUCGAAAGUGUGCAGAUUAUCGUCAAAGAUACACUCUUUAACGCAGAAGCUAAGCAAGACGAAUGCCCACGUCUCCUCCAUACCCUCACCCCUCAAAUCUUCACUACCAUCCUCAGCGACUCCCCGUAUCAAUCGUUCUACUAGAGUACCUGUGGAGCUGAGUAGCUGUGUAUCGCUGUUUCCACUACACAGUGCUAUUGCAUCUUCCAGAUUAGUAUCAAGUCUCUCUGCUGAAUCCAUGAGCUGGGGUUUAGUUCCUCAAGGUAUUUCAAUGCCUUUAUGACAGUAUUUCAUCUUACAAACAAGUUUCCUGGAUGAGAUCGCACUUUUCAUCUCUUAUCGAAACUAAAAUUCCUGAAUUUAGGACAGGUUUUAUGCUCAAACUCUCUUUUGAGUUGUCUUUUAUGUUCAUGGUUAUCAACAAUUGAGUGAUCAGUGUAAUGUUGCCGGCAAAGAUUAUACUCUAGUUUUCAGUGAAAUGUCUCAUCUUUUACCACGA
Molecule: messenger RNA, 653 nt
Organism: Brassica oleracea var. oleracea
Lineage: Eukaryota; Viridiplantae; Streptophyta; Magnoliopsida; Brassicales; Brassicaceae
Exons: 3
Coding region: 147-437 (96 amino acids)
Cellular component (GO): mitochondrion
Source: RefSeq, a predicted model, not a curated record